Molecule: messenger RNA, 2619 nt
Organism: Poeciliopsis prolifica (blackstripe livebearer)
Lineage: Eukaryota; Metazoa; Chordata; Actinopteri; Cyprinodontiformes; Poeciliidae
Gene: cdv3
Product: carnitine deficiency-associated gene expressed in ventricle 3
Exons: 5
Coding region: 240-929 (229 amino acids)
Cellular component (GO): cytoplasm
Source: RefSeq, a predicted model, not a curated record
CGGCACAGGUUUGUCAGAUACCCCGUGCAUGGCAUGGUUGACAGGAUAGUCGGCGAUUGGGGCGGGAUAACUUCUUAUACAUUAGUCUAUCCACUUGUUACAAAAGUUAAACAUAAAAAUCAGGACUAACUCGAUUUCUUCCAGUCGUGUCGCCAGCUGUCCUCGCUCUGCGGUCGCGUCUUUUCUCUCUUGUCAUUGCUCGGGUUAGCUAACCAACGUUAACGUUGCUCUGUGCGAAAAUGGCGGAUGUACAGUCAGAGAAGAGUCUGGAUGAUUUCUUUGCUAAGCGGGAUAAAAAGAAGAAGAAAGAGAAGGGCAAGGGGAAGGAAACCACGACCGGGCCCGCGACGGCCGCGGUGAAAAAGAUGAAGAAAGAGAAGGAGAAAUCUGCGAAAAACGAAAACCAGGACGCUCAAGUAGAGAAGGAGGACGAGGAAUGGAAAGAGUUUGAGCAGAAAGAAGUAGACUACACUGGGCUUCGGCUCCAGGCUUUACAGAUCAGUGACGAAAAAGAGGAAGAGGAGUAUGAGAAGGAGGAGGUAGGAGAGGAUGGAGAGAUCAUUCUGGUCAGCGGAGAUAAAGUGUCCGGUCCCUGGAACAAAUCUGGCGGUGCUCCUCCUCCUGCUGCCUCACCUGUGGAGGAAGAGGAGGCCCCUGAAGCGAAGCCUGCAGGAGUCUAUCGUCCUCCAGGCGCCCGACUGACCCCCAGCAGAAGAGCCCAGAACCAAGGUCCGCCUGAGAUCUUCAGCGACACACAGUUCCCCUCACUGCUGUCCACCGCUAAGCACGUCGAGACUCGCAAAGACAGAGAAAUGGAGAAGACCUUUGAGGUUGUGAAACACAAAAACCGCGGCAGAGAAGAGACCGGCAGCGCCUCCGUGGAGCACUUGCAGCUCGACAACCAGUACGCCAUCCUGGGGGACAAGUAGAGCUGCAUUCCCGACCCCCUGCCCCCUUCCUCCCCCAGCACAGUCCCCCCUCGAAGGAAGCUGAACUCCAGCUGUGCUGGCUGCAGUCCUAAAAAAAAAAAAAAUCUCCUUUUGCCACCACCCUUUACACCACUCACUCACUCACACGGUCAUACACAACACCCCCUGCAGACACACUCCCUUUAAACAAUUCACUCAACACGGUUUGGUUGGCAAAACUAUAGGAUUGCAUCAGAAGGGGCUGACAAAAAAGGGGAAUAAGGAAACCCGAACGUGCAACGCUGCAGCAACAACAAACAGAGAAGUAGUUGCCCUUUGUGGAUUGUUUUCAGAGCAGCAGUUGUGUGGCAGAAUUUCUCUCUGGACUUCAUCUUGCUUUGACAAAGCCACAGAGGAUCAAAGAGGACUUUAGGCACGAUGAUCUUACAAACUUCUGUGAAAAUACCUAUUUUUUUGCGAGAUCUUUACAACCCAAUCACACGUGGUUAUAUUGAGGUGUGUUUAUGUGUUGCGUUUGGGGCUUCACGAGGCGGGGGGUGUGGGAUGCUACCGCAGCGGCACAGCUGGUGGCAACGACAUGGACUGAGCUUUUUCUGUGUUGCUGUGGUGGUUAAAAAGAGGCGGAGCUAACACCGAGCUCCUCCCACUUUCCUUCCACAUACAAGCCAGCCUUCAGGCUCUUUGAAUUAGAAACUUUAAGCAUUUUUUUCUUUUUCCAGUUCAUUCGUUGACGAUGACACUGCAAAGAUCAACAACACAAAGCGAUAAGUUGCAUUUCUCAUCUAGAGUUUCUAUAUAAAGUGGCCUUAUUGAUGGAGAGCGACUGUCAUCUGAAGGGUUGUCUGAUAGGCCGGUUUCUGCCUCUGGAUCGAACCACUUUCAUCAAACUAAGAGGGGGGGAAUCAAAGCAGGAAUGUAGUGCUGUUGUAGUUUGCCUGAUGAUGAAGAUGAUGAUAACAACUACUAACUCUUUCAUAUCCAAUGUUUGAACUUACUGCUCCUUAUUUUUAUUUUUCUUCCAACAUCUGAGAAAGAAUAAUUAAAGCUUGUUUCUAAUCCUGCAUCGUUCGGUUUUGGUAACAAACGCUUCGCUUUGGUUUGACACCAGGAAGUCACAGCCUUAAUAUUGGGUUUUAAUUGAGGCUUUUCAUUGGUCAUCUGGGGUUUAGUCCUUUUGGAAAUCAUGGCAUUUGUGAAUAAUUUGACAUCUGGAAGCAUUCAGUUAUUACCAUUUGUGUCUCCCCCCCUAAAGUCAGUAAUCUUCUGUCACAAAACAGCAGCAACACCAGUUAAAAUGCACAAUUAUUCUUUGGAGGAUUAAUAUUUUGGAUAUAUGCCCCUUGUAUGUUCUUCCCCCAUGAAACGAAGACCUUUGGAUGAAACCAGAUCAUAUCCAUGAUGAGAAGAAGAUGAUUAUUUUAUUUUUCUUUGAUCUGUUUACAGAAAAGUAAUUGUUAAUCUAUGAACCCAUAGGCUUGUAUGAACCCUUCUGUUCCUCUCACAAAAACAUCAUUAACUCCCAUGUGGUCUCAUUUUAUCAGAGCAGGUGUUCCUGUCUUUCCCUCUUGUGUUUGAGCAGAUGAUUCAUGAAUAAAAGUUCCAGCUCUUUGGAGAAAUAAGAAAAAGUAUUACAUAAUCUUAUACCAAGCAUAAUAACAAAUUAAAAAAUAAAGUUUUCUCUAAAAGCUGA